ACCAGAGUCGUGAGAGCGGGGCCAUGGAGCAGUACUUCUCGGCCACCCAGAAGAUGGAGCAGGAGGUGAUGUUCCCCAGCCUGCUCCGAGGGGUCUUCCCGCAGCAGGAGGGGGCGGCCCCGGACGAGAGCGGCCACACGGACCUCUACGAGCGCUACCAGCUCCUCAAGGCCAUCAAGCCCGUGGUGGAGAAAGGCCUGGCCUCUGUCAACGACCAGAGCCAGACCAGCACCGACACCGACGCGUCCUCGGACGACAGUGACACCAUGGACGCUCAGCUGGAGGAGCGCCUGUCCCACCACCUGGCCGGCUUGCAGCAGGUCCUCACCCACCUCACCAGGGACACCAACGCCCUCACCCGGAGGUACAGCCAGAUCCUGGAGCAGAUCAGCCCCAGCGAGGGGCAGCCCAGCUGGUGACCCUGCCCCGGCUGCCAGGAUGGGUGCUGGUGGCACGAAGGAGAGGACGUCCCCAUCGCUGACCAUCACGGGCUCUUCCCCAGCCCCGCUCGCCCUCCCCGCACCGCAGCAGCUGAUCUCCAAGUGCUGGGACUGCACGCCAGCGAUGGUUGCGACCACCCGAGAACCAGA
Molecule: messenger RNA, 590 nt
Organism: Gavia stellata (red-throated loon)
Lineage: Eukaryota; Metazoa; Chordata; Aves; Gaviiformes; Gaviidae
Product: thyroid hormone-inducible hepatic protein-like
Exons: 2
Coding region: 24-419 (131 amino acids)
Biological process (GO): regulation of lipid biosynthetic process
Cellular component (GO): cytosol
Source: RefSeq, a predicted model, not a curated record